AUGUCGUCUAACAUUGUGUUGAAAAAUUUAUGCAUUAAAAAAUAAGCAUUACUCAAUUUCAAAUUUCCUUUGUAUAUAAUUGAUGGCAAAAUCAAUUAGAUCACUCUCAAUGUAAGUUUCAUGAAUUUUAUUGUUUAAAGAUGCCUUUAAAUUACAAAAAACAACAACCUGAAAUGAUCAUAGAUGGAAUUGACCUCCUUGUUUGUACUAUUUAAGAAGCUAAUUAAAUAUCAUAGAUCAAGGAUCGUUAGACUCAAGGAAUUGAAAAUUUAAAGAAACAUAAACUUAAGUUGUGGGAAGAAUAAAUGGCAAAAUAUUUCGAAAAACUAUCUCCACCCAAUUGGAUAUAAAAAAUUGUUGAUGGAAUAUACAAUAAUUUAACGAUAACAAUUAAGUAGUUUAAUCUAAGAUUUAAAAAUCAUUCAAUUUUUGGUUAUGAAACAAUCUUGCGAAUAAAAUUUGAUGCUUAAAUAAAGGCAACAGACAAAGACUUUAAAUAAUUAUUCAACAGUGAUAUUAAUAGCACUUAUAAAUUGAUUGAAAUAAAAAAGCUUAGUAUUUCAUAUAAAAAUGACCCUUUCACAAUAUUGGAAAAAAAAGAUGAUUAAAUGAUCCUUACUCCAAUAGAUAUAGAUAUAAAAUAUGUUAUAAACAGGAAUUAAGAAUAGUUAAGUCAACCAAUCUAAAUAAUAUAAAUACUUACAAAAUCUCCAAUAAUAAUUUAAUUGAAUAAAGAAUAAAAAGAUUAUUUGAUUAAAUUAAAUGAAACUCUAUCAUGUUAAGAAGUGAUUUAAGAUAAUUUUCAUCUUAGACCAACAAAAGAUAUAAAAAACGCAUAAUCAGAAUGGUGGAAAUAUUUGAUAAAAUCUAUAAUGCUUAAUUAAAAGAGUAAAAAAUUAGACUUAGGUUAUUCUUCAAAAAAACUUGUUUUAAUGAAACGAUAUAUUGAAUUAUAUAAAAGAAAGUAAACAAUAAUUUUAGUUCCAUGGUUAUCAUCUUGGACUAUAAAAGAUGAAUCUAAAAUAGCAAAAUGUGAAGAAGAUCUAUCUUUAAAAGAUUUAUUAAAAUAUCGAGAAUGGGCAUUUUAAGAAAUAAGAAUAGAAGCUAAAAGAUAUUAUAAUUCAUCUAAAGAUGGAUAAAAUAAAUAAAGUGUAAAACCAUUAUUAGAAAUUUGGACAAAUACAAUUAAUAAUCAAAAUGCUUUUAAAGAUCAUAAUAAAAGGAAUGAUGAUAUACCUAUAGAAUUGGAAUUAGAUGAAAAAAUAAGUUUGUAUGAAAUUUUAGAAAGAGAUAAAACAAAUGUUUUAUAAAGUUAUUUAAAGGGAGAAAAUAAUCAUCCUGAUUAGAUUAAAAUAUCAUUUACUUUAGAAGUUCAUUCUAUUUUUAUAUUGUUAUUUGAAUAUAGAACAGCUAAUUAUGUUAAAUACACACCUGAAAAUACAAAAAUAUUUUAAUUUUGUUAAUGUAAAUAUCAUAUUCGUUUGUUAAAAAAGGCAGCUUAUUCUAGAAAAAAAUCAAGAUAAUCAUCUCAUAUAAAUAGCUUUAAUUAAGUUUAUUAAGAGACCUAAAAAUAAAAUGAAGAUAAAUCAUUUCACACAGCAAAAGUAGUUGAUAGUUUUUAUGAAGAUAUUGAAGAUUUAAAUGGAGUUGGAUCUAUUGUAUCAUAAUCAUCUAAUUAUUUAGAAAAAAGUAAUAUAUCCGAAUUUAAACAAAUCAAUGAUCAACUCUCUCAUUAAAAAUUUAUUUUAAUGAUCGAUUUUAUAGGAAUAAGAGUUCCAUUAUUUAUUUAUUAAAAUGGAGCUAUUUAAACACCAUCUAUGAAGAAAUCAAAAGAUCAUCUAUAUAGAAUUUAUAUAGGUGAUAUUAGGAUUAUAGCUCCAGGUAUGUUAUUAAAAGUUAUGGAAGAAUAAGAUUCUACAAAUAUAUAAUCACCUUUAUUUUCUGGUAAUAAUUAAUAAGUAUCAUCCUUAAAACAUUUAACAUCGUUAUAAAUUUAAUAACCAUAAUAAUCAUAAUAAUAAUAAUAAUAAUAAUAAUAAUAAUAAUAAUAAUAAUAAUAAUAAUAAUAAUAAUAAUAAUAAUAAUAAUAAUAAUAAUAAUAAUAAUAAUAAUAAUAAUAAUAAUAAUAAUAAUAAUAAUAAUAAUAAUAAUAAUAAUAAUAAUAAUAAUAAUAAUAAUAAUAAUAAUAAUAAUAAUAAUAAUAAUAAUAAUAAUAAUAAUAAUAAUAAUAAUAAUAAUAAUAAUAAUAAUAAUAAUAAUAAUAAUAAUAAUAAUAAUAAUAAUAAUAAUAAUAAUAAUAAUAAUAAUAAUAAUAAUAAUAAUAAUAAUAAUAAUAAUAAUAAUAAUAAUAAUAAUAAUAAUAAUAAUAAUAAUAAUAAUAAUAAUAAUAAUAAUAAUAAUAAUAAUAAUAAUAAUAAUAAUAAUAAUAAUAAUAAUAAUAAUAAUAAUAAUAAUAAUAAUAAUAAUAAUAAUAAUAAUAAUAAUAAUAAUAAUAAUAAUAAUAAUAAUAAUAAUAAUAAUAAUAAUAAUAAUAAUAAUAAUAAUAAUAAUAAUAAUAAUAAUAAUAAUAAUAAUAAUAAUAAUAAUAAUAAUAAUAAUAAUAAUAAUAAUAAUAAUAAUAAUAAUAAUAAUAAUAAUAAUAAUAAUAAUAAUAAUAAUAAUAAUAAUAAUAAUAAUAAUAAUAAUAAUAAUAAUAAUAAUCAUAAUAAUAAUCAUAAUAAUAAUAAUAAUAAUAAUCAUAAUAAUAAUAAUAAUUUAAUCAAAAAAAAAAAUCAUAUGUAAAAUACUCAGAUUUCUUUAAUGAAAUUUUUGAAAUAUCAAUUACAAAUGAUUCUUAAUAAUUUCUUAAUAGUGAACUCUGUUAUUAAUUGUUGGGAGAAUUUUUAAAAUAAAAUUAAAUGGGAAAUGUAAAAUCAUUUUUAGAUGAUUAUGAAAAAGAUAAGAAUAAUUUCUAAGAUUUUACUUUAGAAUAAUAUAAAUCAUAUGAUAAAUAUUUUGAUGAUAGAUAAGAGCAAGAAGAUAAUUGUUUUAUACAUAUAUCAUAAUAAUAAUAUACAGAAAAAAAAUGGGAUUUUCUUAGAAAUGCUGCAAUAUCAUCUUUAGAAAAAGAGAAACAUAAUCAUUGGGUAUAAUGUGAUAAUAAUGAUAAAAGUUUAUUUAUAUAAGAUGCUCAUAGUAAAUUAGUAGACAUUAUAAAAAGAGUUUUAUUUAUUCCAUUUAUAGAAGAAUAUGGUGAAAUAUUACUACCAAUAUGUAUUUACAAUUUAAAAGACAAAUUAAAUUUUCCAUUGAUUUCAGAAUUGAAAGAAAAAGAAAUUUGUACAUUAACAGUUUGUCUAUCCUUAUUAGGUGAAUAAUCUGAAUAUAGGAUUAUAUCAAAUAAUGAUUAAAAGAAAGGAAUUUAAAAAGAUGGUAAUAUACCUAUAUAGUAAACAAAAUUCAGUCAAAUAAUAAUAUAAUUGAAGCCUUUUUAGACUUUAAUAUCUACUAAAACUGUUUCUUAACUUUUACAUUUUAUAUAAUAUAACAAAUAAUAAAUAUUUAAGUCUCCAUCAUAUAAAUAAUGCAAAGCAGAUCAAAAAUUAUUAGAAUGUAUUGUCAAAAGCAAACCUUUAAAUAAAGAAAUUUACACUCAACCUUAAUGGAAAUUUGAUUUAUAAAUGGAUGGUAAAUUAAAGGUAAAAAUAGUUUCUGAUUCUAUAUCUGGAAAGAUUAAAACAGAAUUAAAGAUUCAAUUUUAAAAUAUUCUUGUUUAAACAGUAAAUUUAGAUGAUAAAGAUUAUUAAAAUUGUUUAACAGAAUUUUCAUAAGCUGAAAAAACUGCUUUUAAUCUUUAAUAAAAUUAUUAUUUCAUAAAGAAAUUAAUAAUUGAAAAAAUAUUAAUUGCUCAUAAAUAUUUUUCAAUAGAUUAUAAAUAUUAUAAUGAAGAAAUAAAAAGCUAUGAAAAAUAAAUGCAAUCAUUUAAAAAUGGUAAAGAAUAAUUAAAUUCUCCUUCUUUUAAUUAAUAACAUAAAUAUUAAUAACGAUAAACUUAAUCCUAACAUCAAAUUAAACAUUCAUCAACAUUAAAUUAAGAUUAAAGAUUUAAUUAGCCUAAUCUAAAUAAUAUAAAAUCUUAAAAUAAAAUUACUGGAAUAAAAUCAUAAAUAUUAAAAACUUAGAUAAUUUUAUUUUAAUUAGAUUCUAUUAUAUAGAAUCAUCCUUUGUUGACUGAUAAGAAACUCUAUAUUUAAUUUCCAUGGUUAGAUUUAUAAAUAAAUGAUUCUUAAGUUUGUUUUAUAGAAUUGUUAAUGAUUUUAAAUAAAAAUUAUGAUAAAAAAAAUAAAAGAAAAUUUUAAGAAAAUAGAUAUUCAAUGAGCAAAGAUAGUUUAAUAAAAGCAGAAUUAUAAUUAUUAUUAAAUGAACAUAAAAAAUAAAAAAAGGACUGUAAACAUUGUAUAAUAAAAUAUAGAAAGAGCCUUUAUUUAAGCAAUAUUAUAUUUGGUUAAAUGCCAAAUAUUCAAAAUGAUAUUAAUUUAUUUACAUUAUUAGAAUUUGAAAAUAAUUUAAUAAUCAAAAGAAAAAAUGAAAGAAAAAUGAAAGAUUAAUUUAAUUUAAAAUCAAUAUCCUAAUAAUCGAUAAAAGAAAAGAACAAACUUGAUGGAAUAAAAAUUUAAUUUGCUAGUACACCUAAGUCUACAAAAAGUACUUGUUAUAUUACAUUAAUUGAAAUGCCAUUAUUUAUAAUAACUCGUGAUAAAGGAUACUUUAAAAAUACUCUUACAAUUCAUUGUUAAAGAACACCAUAAAAUAGUGAUGAUUCACAUUAAAAUAGCAUAUAUAAAUUAGAUAAAGUUCCUGUUUAACAUUCUUAAUUAGAAAGAAAUAUAUCUCUUAAAGAAAUAGGAACAAAAUAAUAAUAAUAAAAAAAAUAAUAAAAAUAAUAAUUAUUUGAACAUAUUUCUUAAGAUGAAAUCAAUGAAAAAAAUCCUGAUAUUAAUUAUUUUAUAUUCCAGCCCUCAUUAUUAGUUUAAGAAUCUGAUCGAUUAGCUGAUAAACUUGAUGAUAAAUUUGUUUUUUAUUGUAGAAAUAAAGAAAAAGAAAUGUUUAAUUAAGAUUUUAUUCAAUAUGAUGAAAAAGAAAAAGAUUAAAUGUAAUAGUCUGUCUAUAUAACUUCUAACAUAUAUAAUAAAGCUCCUAUUUAUUUACUUUAUUAUUUUAAUCAACCUUUAAGAUCUCAAAUGCUAUCUUGUGUAAUUGAUGAUUAUUAAAAAGAAAAAAACUCUAAAACCAAAAUAUUCUUUGGAAUUGAUAAUAUCAAAGCUAUAUUUAGUAAUUAAUUUGCUACUUAUAAUCUUAUUACAAUUAUUAAAAAUAUUUUAACAAUUAAAAAUGUUUAAGAAAAUGCUUAUAACUUAAUUAAUAAAGAUCUUAUCAGAUAAGAAAGAGAAAAAUUAAAAUUAAAAUAAAAUCCAUUAAAACUUCUUGAUGAUUUAAUUGUAUGUGCUCUUAUUUAAAAUAUUUACUUAAAAUCUAAUGAAACUCUAUUUAAAUUAAGAUAAUUAAGAGCAUUUAUUUAAAUUAAUUUGAUGGGUAGAAUUAGAGGAAAUUCUCUUUAAAAGAGAACCAUUUAAAGUGUUUAUCCAAAUAUAAAUUCAAGUUAAUAAUAAAAAAAUAGAUAAUCUGUUAAUUCUUUUGAAGAAGAUCAAAUAAUUAAAUGUGAUUUUAUUAAAUUCAAUUUUAACUAAGUAUCAUAAAUUGAUAUCACAAUUAUCAAUGUUACAAAAUAAAAGGAAGAACUUCGUUUAUCAGUUAAUGAUAUUCAAAUUAGUAUUAUGGGAAGAUAAAAAGAAAAUCUAUUAGUUAUGCCUGGAAAAGAAACAGGAACUUAAAGAGCUUCCUAUGCUUUACAUAUAACUUUAUCAUUUUAAAAUUCAUAUCCUUUAAUUAAAUUAUAAAUUGAAUAAGCUAAAAUAAUACUAUCUUAAUAAAAAAUUUAAGAUUUAUUAAUAGCUAUCAAUAGUUUUUAUUUAAUCAAUAUUGAAGAAUCUAUUUCUUUAAAAUAACAUUUAUUAAAGUUUAUUUUUUAACAAGAACUAUUUAUUAAUGAAUAAAUUGAAAAAUCUCUUGGUGUAAAUUUGUUUGUAAAAAAUGCUAAUAAUUAAAAAAAAUCUAAUAAAUAUGCUAUUGAAUUAUAUGUGGAAUCCUUAAUUAUUAAAUUAUAAGAUUUAGAAUAAGAUUUUUUUUUAUUUUAAUUUCAUCAAAUUUAAAUGAAGAAAAAAAGCUAAGCUAAUUUAGAAUUAUCAUUAUCAUAAAUUGAAAUGAAACCUCAAAAUAUAAAUAAUGAAUAAUUCUUAUAUUAAAAUUUAAUAGAACCUAUUGAUAAUUAAUAACUUUUUAUUUUUAAAUUAGAAAAUAAGGUAAUAUCAAUAAAAAAUGUUAAAUUCUAUUUGAUUUCAAGAUAUUUAAAGGAAUUAGAGGCAUUUCAAUAAAGAAUAGAAGAAAUUCUAUAAAGAAACUUAAAUGAAUUGAAAGAGAGAUAUUAAAAAGAUUUUGAUUUAUAAUUACAAAUUAAAUAAGAAGAAGAUUUUCUAAAAGAAAAAGAUAGUUUUAAUUACAAAAUCUCUAUUUAAAAUUCACAAUUUGUAAUACCUGAAUCUUCUUUAGGUUCAUCUUAUAUUAUUAUUACGUUUGAAUAAGGAAAUUUAAAUUUAAAAAAGUAAAAAAUAAAUUUAAAGAUGCCUGAUAUUUAGGAUGAAUACUUAAUAGAAUCUAAUAAUUAAAAUUUACUGAUUGAUUAUAAAGAAAAAAAUUAAGGAGAUGGUGAAUUUUGUGUAAUUAAUAUAAAUGGAAACUUUGAUAAUGUAUAAAUGAAUUAUUAAUUUUCUGAAGGUUUAAGAAAUGGGUUAUUAUUAUUUGUAGGUAAAAUAAUUAUUAAUUUAUAGAUAAAGUAUAGCCGAUUAUUGAUUUGCCUAGUUUUGAUUAAAAAUGUGGUUUAAGUCCAUGGAAAUUUGAAGAUUCUUGUAAGUUAAUAGUUUAUAAUUUAAAAAUGUCUCUUGAUUUUGGAAAAUUAUUGAAGUUAAAAAGUCUAUUAAAUAAAAAUUUAGAUGAGACAUCUCCUUUGUUUGAAUUUAGUCGAUCUUUAUUUUAGAAAAUCAAUUUUGAAGUAUAUAAUAUAUUAAUAUUAGAUAAAAUUAGAUGAAAGCUCUAUUUCAUUUACAAGAUUUAAUUAAGGAGAACCAGAAAAACUUAUUUAAAUAAAGGAACAAGCAAAAGUAUAUAAAUAGAAAUCAAGAUUAAGUAAAAAUUUUUCAACUCAAUAAUCAUCAAAACGUGAGUCUAUGUCUUGA
Molecule: messenger RNA, 7328 nt
Organism: Paramecium sonneborni
Lineage: Eukaryota; Ciliophora; Oligohymenophorea; Peniculida; Parameciidae
Source: the annotation of a GenBank genome assembly